GUCCUCCCGAAGGGGGGGGCGGGGGGGUGGGGCGGGGGAGGGGAGGUCGGCGCCCGCGGAGCCGCAGCCGGAACCGGGACCAGGAAGCACUUGCAGCCCCAGCGGGUGCAGCGUCGGCCGCAGCGACGGAGGACGCGCCCCCCCGCCCCCAUUGUCAUCUGGCAUGGACACAGGUUCCGUGGGAGGAUUAGACCUGACAGAACAGACUCCUGUUUUACUAGGGACAACAGCCAUGGCGACUAGUCUCUCCAAUGUAGGGAAUUCAUUUGGAGGUCCAGCUAAUUCUUUAGUUUCCAGACCCAAUAAAUUUCAGAACUCAUCAAUGGAAGAUGACGAUGAUGUCGUUUUUAUUGAACCUCUCCAACCUCCACCAACUUCUGCCCCUGCUAUGGCUGAUCAAAGAAACGUGACUUUUACUUCAACAAAAAAUGAAGAGCUACAAGGAAAUGAUUCCAAAAUGCUUCCUUCUUCAAAAGAUUUGUCAUCUCAGAAGGGAAGUAUAAGUGAGACUAUUAUCAUUGAUGAUGAAGAGGACAUUGAAACAAAUCAAGGGCAAGAGAAAAAUGCUUCCAGUUUUACUGAGCGGAGACUUCCCGAGACAAAAAACAGAGCCAAUGACUUGGAUUUCUCAGCUUCCAGUUUUUCAAGAAGCAAGGUAAAUGCAGGAAUGGGUAAUAGUGGUAUCACCACAGAACCAGACUCUGAAAUUCAGAUUGCUAAUGUUACCACGUUAGAGACAGGUAUAAGCUCUGUGAAUGAUGGCCAAUUAGAAAACUCUGAUGGGCGUGAUAUGAACUUAAUGAUUACACAUGUAACAUCACUGCAGAAUGCCAACAUGGGAGAUGUGUCUAACGGACUGCAGUCAAGUAAUUUUGGUGUUAAUAUACAAACGUACACCCCAUCUUUAACUUCACAGACCAAGACUGGAGUAGGACCUUUUAAUCCUGGUAGAAUGAAUGUGGCAGGAGACGUUUUUCAGAAUGGAGAAUCUGCAACUCACCAUAAUCCUGAUUCCUGGAUAUCCCAGUCGGCUUCAUUUCCUCGAAAUCAGAAGCAGCCAGGGGUGGAUACUUUGUCCCCAGUGGCCUCCCUUCCCAAACAGAUUUUCCAGCCUUCUGCACAGCAGCAACCCACUAAACCAGUUAAAGUUACUUGUGCAAACUGCAAAAAACCUUUGCAGAAGGGACAGACUGCGUAUCAGCGAAAAGGAUCAGCUCACCUCUUUUGUUCCACUACCUGCCUUUCCUCCUUCUCACACAAGCCUGCUCCAAAGAAACUCUGUGUCAUGUGCAAAAAAGACAUAACAACAAUGAAAGGUACCAUUGUUGCACAAGUGGAUUCAAGUGAAUCCUUCCAGGAGUUCUGCAGCACAUCAUGUUUGUCACACUAUGAAGAUAAGCAGAAUCCUUCCAAAGGAAUCUUAAAUAAAUCGAGAUGCACAAUUUGUGGUAAACUAACUGAGAUUCGUCAUGAAGUUAGCUUUAAAAAUAUGACUCAUAAGCUGUGUAGUGACCACUGCUUCAACAGAUACCGAAUGGCAAACGGAUUAAUAAUGAAUUGCUGCGAACAGUGUGGAGAGUAUUUGCCCAGCAAAGGAGCCGGAAAUAACGUCCUUAUGGUCGACGGGCAGCAGAAAAGGUUCUGCUGCCAAAGUUGUGUCAGUGAUUACAAACAGGUAGGUAGCCAUCCUAGCUUCCUGAAGGAGGUCAGAGAUCACAUGCAAGACUCCUUCCUAAUGCAGUCAGAGAAAUAUGGUAAACUCACAACCUGUACUGGUUGUAGAACUCAGUGCCGGUUUUUUGAUAUGACCCAGUGCAUAGGUCCUAAUGGAUACAUGGAGCCAUACUGUUCAACUGCUUGCAUGAAUACACACAAGACUAAAUAUGCAAAAUCACAAAGUGUGGGAAUCAUUUGCCACUUUUGUAAGAGAAACUCUUUACCUCAGUAUCAAGCCACAAUGCCUGACGGAAAACUGUACAACUUUUGCAAUUCCAGUUGCGUAGCUAAAUUUCAGGCUCUUAGUAUGCAAUCGUCUCCAAACGGUCAGUUUUUAUCUCCAAGUGAUAUUCAGUUGAAAUGCAGUUACUGCAAGAACUCAUUUUGUUCGAAGCCAGAGAUCCUGGAAUGGGAGAACAAAGUACAUCAGUUCUGCAGUAAAACGUGUUCAGAUGACUAUAAGAAGUUGCACUGCAUAGUUACAUAUUGUGAAUACUGUCAAGAGGAGAAGACCCUACAUGAAACAGUUAAUUUCUCUGGUGUUAAAAGACCAUUCUGUAGUGAAGGUUGCAAGCUGCUCUAUAAACAGGAUUUUGCAAGACGUUUAGGAUUGAGAUGUGUUACUUGCAACUACUGCUCCCAACUAUGUAAAAAGGGAGCAUCUAAGGAGCUUGAUGGUGUAGUGAGAGAUUUCUGCAGUGAAGAGUGCUGUAAAAAAUUUCAAGAUUGGUACUAUAAGGCUGCAAGAUGUGACUGUUGUAAAUCUCAAGGGACUCUUAGAGAACGAGUGCAGUGGCGUGGGGAAAUGAAACAUUUCUGUGAUCAACACUGCUUACUGCGUUUCUACUGUCAGCAAAAUGAGCCCAAUAUGGCGACCCAGAAAGGACCUGAAAAUUUACACUAUGAUCAGGGCUGCCAGACCUCACGAACAAAAGCAACGGGUUCUGCACCUCCCCCAUCACCAACACCGAAUAAGGAGAUGAAGAACAAGGCGGUCCUUUGCAAACCUUUGACUAUGACAAAGGCCACGUACUGUAAACCCCACAUGCAGACAAAGUCUUGUCAAACAGAAGACAAUUGGAAGACGGAACAUGUCCCAGUGCCUAUUCCUGUUCCUGUGUAUAUCCCGGUGCCCUUGCACAUGUACAGUCAGAACAUUCCCAUUCCCACAACUUUACCUAUUCCUGUACCUGUUCCAAUUUUUCUGCCUACCACGCUGGACAGUAAUGAGAAGAUCCUUGCAGCUGUUGAGGAGUUGAAGAAUAAAGUUUCUUCAACUCCCCCUGACCCUGAGCUACUAACGAUGACAGAUAUGAUGGUUGAAGAUGAGGAGAAAGCAGAGGCAACAGAUAUAAACAGUGUGAUCAUUGAAACAGAUGUGAUCAUUGACGCAGAACUAUUGAAGAACUCUGCUCUGGAGACGCAAGCAAAUAUGCCUGAUGUCCCAUAUGAACCAGAUCUGGACAUCGAAAUUGAUUUUCCCAGAGCUGCGGAGGAGCUGGACAUGGAAAAUGAGUUCUUGUUGCCGCCUGUCUUUGGGGAAGAAUACGAGGAACAACCGAGACCUCGAUCCAAAAAAAAGGGAGCAAAGAGAAAGGCGGUAUCGGGGUACCAGUCCCACGAUGACAGUUCUGACAACUCAGAAUGUAGUUUCCCUUUCAAAUACACGUAUGGAGUGAAUGCCUGGAAACACUGGGUCAGAACUCGAACCCUGGGUCACGACCACCUGCGGUUGGAUGAGCUGGAAUCUACCAAGUCAGUGAAGUUAAAAGAGGACCUGCUGUCUCACAGCACCGCUGAGCUGAGCCGUGGGCUGGCCCGUUUUGUCAAUGAAAUCCGAAGGCCAAACGGAGAGAGCUACGCCCCCGACAGCAUCUACUAUCUCUGCCUUGGGAUCCAGGAGUACUUGGGUGGUAGCAAUCGGAAAGACAACAUAUUUAUUGAUCCAAGUUACCAGGCAUUUGAACAAGAAUUAAAUAAAAUCCUCAGAAGUUGGCAACCAAGCAUACUUCCGGACGGGUCAAUAUUCUCUCGAGUAGAAGAAGAUUAUCUUUGGAGGAUUAAACAGCUAGGAUCCCACUCUCCAGUAGCCCUCUUAAACACACUCUUCUACUUUAACACUAAGUAUUUUGGCCUGAAAACAGUGGAGCAACACUUAAGACUUUCCUUUGGCACGGUUUUUAAACAGUGGAAGAAAAAUCCUCUCACAAUGGAAAGCAAAGCGUGUCUUCGAUACCAAGUAUCUUCUUUGUGUGGAGCCGACAGUGAAGAUAAAAUUUCGACUGGAAAGAGAAAACAUGAAGAUGAUGAACCAGUGUUUGAACAAAUUGAGAACACAGCCAACCCCUCGAGGUGUCCUGUGAAAAUGUUUGAGUGCUACCUAUCCAAGAGCCCACAGAACCUCAACCAGAGGAUGGAUGUUUUUUACCUUCAACCCGAGGGCUCCAGCUCCUCCAGCUCCUCUGACAGCCCUGUGUGGUACACGUCGACGUCGCUGGACCGCGCUACCUUGGAAAACAUGCUUGUACGGGUGCUUUUAGUCAAAGAUAUUUAUGAUAGAGACAAUUACGAACUGGACGAAGACACGGAUUAAAACAAACUUUGAUUCGGAAGCCGUCGGGGGAUUAAAAAAACAGCAUUAGAUAGUCAUGCUGCUAGAUCUUUAUUACAGAAACAUUUCAAGUUGACUCCUUUCGUUCGAGUUUUGUAGCAGUGUGCCCACACUGGGUAUUACCAUGUAAAUAAUCUGUGAGUGAAAGCUGCCAUUAUUCUAUGUAGUGGUUCUAGGAUACUUAACAUCACAUUCAAAUUUUUUUUUAUUAUUUAUUUGAUUAGGUAUGUUUGUAACUUUUUACAUUAUGAAAUAUGAAUGAGAAUGUGCCAUGUGUAAUUUUUUUUCUUGUAGUAAGAAACAUCCAUAUUGCACAACUCUACUGUUGCAAAGCUUCCAUGAAAGGGGGCUCUUUGACUGAGUUCUUAAACCAGAUGGUUGCGUAUGGGUAGCACUACUAAAGUUUAGAACUUGCAGUGUCUUUCAGAAUUUUUAAAUAAACUGUAAACUAAUAGGUUUUCGGGGUUUUUUUUUUUUUUUGGUUUUGGGGUGUUUUUUUUUUACUUUUUAGUUACUGAAGCCUUACAAGGUUGUGUAGAGAGAUUCCAUCUUAUGUACCAAAAAUAGACAAGGGAAUGCUGUCAAUAUUGGUGUAUGUAAUGUGAAUCUAUUCUGGUGAAAACAACUUUUCUGUUGCCCUUAUUAAAACUUUAGUGUCCUUUCCUCACUUGUGACUCUCUGAAUCACCCCAAUAAAUAAACCCUACAUGAAGAAAGACUACAAGUUGAGAGAGCAUAUACCCACCAAGACAUUUACCUCAUGAAAGUAUAUCUGAUGAAAGCACUGUACUUUUUUUGUGUUUCUCUGAGGCCAGCCACAAGUCCUGGGGCCACCAGGGUUGCUCUUGGUUUGUCCUUUGUGUGCUCAGUGAACUGGACCACCACGUUGCAGUGUUUUCUGGUUCUGGGUGUAAAAUGAUCUCCAAUUGUCUCUUUCAAUUUCCUCCUGUGCCUACAAUCAAAAACAACCAGCACUCUCUUUUGAUGGCAAGGAGUAGAGAAGUUGCAGAAAAGCAAAAGAAUUAUUGAAAAACAACCUUGGAUUCACCUGUUUCUUCAAGAAAGGGCUCGUUCCCCACUGGCAACUGAACUCCCCGGUGUUUAAAGGCUUAACUCCACCCACGGGGCUCCCGCAGAUCGCCCUGCACUCUGCUUGGAAGAUGAUCGACAUCGCAGGGCUGCUGGCACCUUGAAUAAUCAAAAGGGCGGUGAUACUAGGACUCCAACAGUAAGGAGGAACUAGGGGAGAAGAGAAUGGAUAAGACACAGCAUAUCUCGAUGCAAAUCGUACCUGCUGGGUUGUGUGGCUUUUUAAAUUCAAGUUCCUUCUUAUAGAAGAUUGCAUUUAAAGGCUCUGUGCUUCUGAGUAGCGAUUUAUACUUUUGGAUCUGUUUGAAAUCAGGAAGUUUGCUUAAAAUUUGACUUUUCUUGGGUGCUGAGAGAAAUGCUGAUCUUGGACUGUCGGUAAACGUUCUUGGGGCUGAUUCUGGGGAUCUGCGGAUUAGCUUAAUUUUUCUUGUUUUGAAGUUUCCAGACCAUCAUGGUGAUGUGGGCUGGGGCCGCGGUCGGACAACCCGGCUGUUCUCCAUUGGGUCGGGGAGACAACGCCUUGCCCACGAACUCCUGUCCCUUUUCCAUCAGCAAAAUGUGUCAGCCCACACGCAGGAUGCCCGGACAGCCUUUGGAACCAUAAUGUGCUCAUUUUGCCGAAAAAUAGAAUGGCUGAUGGCUGAUGUGCUCAAGCAAAUCCUGGCAGAAAGGAAUUCCCUUGUAAAUACUCCUGUGCUCUGCCUUUGCAGUUUAUAAUCAUAAUCGCGGUAACUUCCCUCUCUUUCAAUCAAUGUUUUAUGCCUAGAGACCUCAAAGUCAGGUUUCCAGCUGCAACCCUUCUCUAACCAGUCCCGCCUUCCUCCUUCCACAGUCUGAUCUCUUCAGUAGACAUGUGACUUGUUUUUUUCUGAAAAGUCCAAGGGGCCUCCUAGUCUGAUUUAGAAAAUCAUCAAUCAUUCAAUCAAUCAAUCAAUCUAGCAAGCAAGCAAUAGUAUUGAGUGAACAUCUACUAUGUGCAAGAACUGUACAAAGUGCUUGAGAAAGUACAAUAGAAUUGAUAGACAUGAACCCCACCCAAAAGAAGCCUACAACCUAGCAAGGGGAAAUGUUUCCAUUUUCUCACCUCCAUGUUUUGCAGACUGGUUUUUUGAAACCCUCCAAACUGAAGCCUGUUGGCAUUUAGAAGGUGGCUGACUUAAAUCCAGCUUUUAUCCUCAAAAUGGUGCCCUCCGCCAGGUGCAAGAAAGGGCCUUCGCCACCGAGGGUUAAGUCAAACGUGGUGAAUGUCUGGCGUGGUGCUGUGUAGCUGGAUGGGCAACAAGCCCCAUAGUCUGCUUCCUUCUUCUUGUUCUCUAAACUUGAUCCAGAAAAUGUUUUGUGGAUGAAGAGGAGGCUUCCCAGAAAUGCAUGAGAGGCAGUUUGACCUUUCAGGCCCUCCUAGUUGUAAUCAUGGAUCUUAGAUCCAGUUCAAAUCAUCUUGGGGGCUGGGGAGCUCGGUCUGAGGCAAUCUCCUUGCCAGGUUCUUGAGAUGCAAGGCCUCGAAUCAGUCUACUGCGAAUCAGACAGGAAGCCUCGAUUCUUGAUUGUCCCCAAGCCUUGCAUUCAGAAUUGAGGCCACGGCCACCCAUUGUGCCCGGAUUCUGGCCUUUGGUUUUACUGCUCUUAAGAAUGGAUUUUUGCCGCUUAAAAUCAGAGAUCGCAAAUGAAGUAUUAUAUUUGCUUUGUUUGGGAAAACCGCUCACCUAGAAAAUUAAACUUUCAUGACGCAUUCUCUAAGAGUUAGGUGACACCGAAGAAACGAUUAAGCAAUGUUUCUGGGUAAGAAACCGAGAAGAUGUUCCUUACCAUAAAAAAAUUCGCUCUAUGAAUGGUCACUUUUGCUCUGUAAGCUGCAGGACUGGUUCUUGUUUUGCCAUUAAAAACUUAUUAACAA
Messenger RNA from Ornithorhynchus anatinus (platypus), 7309 nucleotides. RefSeq names its product zinc finger MYM-type containing 2 (gene ZMYM2). Bases 164 to 4309 code for a protein of 1381 amino acids. Lineage: Eukaryota; Metazoa; Chordata; Mammalia; Monotremata; Ornithorhynchidae. The record is from RefSeq and is a predicted model, not a curated record. Gene Ontology annotation, molecular function: zinc ion binding. The transcript is spliced from 25 exons.